Messenger RNA from Trachemys scripta elegans, 507 nucleotides. RefSeq names its product ribonuclease P/MRP subunit p14 (gene RPP14). Gene Ontology annotation, cellular component: ribonuclease P complex. Gene Ontology annotation, biological process: tRNA 5'-leader removal. Lineage: Eukaryota; Metazoa; Chordata; Testudines; Emydidae. The record is from RefSeq and is a predicted model, not a curated record. Bases 32 to 427 code for a protein of 131 amino acids. The transcript has 5 exons.
GUGGCCAGCGCGCGCGGCGGCCUGUCCCGGCAUGGCGGAGCUAGGGGCGGGGCGGGGGCCCCCGCCUGCGGCGUUUGACAGACUGGUUGUCAGGAACGCGUCCGGACACCACUACCUGCGGGUUUGCUUAGAGUUCCAGGAAGGUGGGAUUCGACUGAAUGCUGCUCAUUUCAAGCAACUGGUUAUUUCCGCACUGAAGGAGUUACAUGGGGAGGUUGGUGCAGCCUUGCCUGUUGAUGUCUUAACAUAUGAGGAAAAAACCCUGUCUGCAAUACUAAGAGUUCCCAGCAGUGGCCUUGUCAAGCUGUGGAGUGCUCUAACACUGCUGGGCUCCUACCAGAACAGGAAGUGUGCUUUCAGAGUGAUACAGACCUCUCCAUUUCUCCUUGCGUUAUCUGGGAACAGCAGAGAACUCCUACUGGAUUGAAUACACCGGAGACGUGGUUGGGCUGUAAGAAGCAGAAGUUGCUCAAGAUGUUGGCACUACUCAGACCUAGAAUUUUUGGU